Anguilla rostrata (American eel) is the source of this 4422-nucleotide messenger RNA. RefSeq names its product RNA-binding protein 12B-like. The transcript has 3 exons. Gene Ontology annotation, cellular component: ribonucleoprotein complex. The record is from RefSeq and is a predicted model, not a curated record. The coding region runs from base 23 to 2005 and encodes 660 amino acids. Gene Ontology annotation, molecular function: RNA binding. Lineage: Eukaryota; Metazoa; Chordata; Actinopteri; Anguilliformes; Anguillidae.
GUGCUGUUAUUUGUGCAUCAGCAUGGCGGUGGUGAUCCGUUUACAGGGACUCAGAACGACCGCAGGUUCUGAGGACAUUCGCAAUUUCUUCACUGGCCUAAAAAUCCCAGAUGGUGGGGUGCACAUUAUCGGUGGGCCGCUUGAGGAGGCUUUCAUCAUCUUCGCAUCAGAUGACCAUGCGAGGCGGGCGAUGACACGCUCUGGAGGGUGCAUCAGAGGCUCCCCGGUCCACCUCUUGCUGAGCAGCAAAGCUGAGAUGCAGCAUGUCCUUGAGGCAAGCGCAAAGAGAACUGAGAUGAGCAGAAAUAGGGUGUACAACGAGGGGUUCCGAAGGGCCGAAACAAACAUGGGCCCACCUAUUUUUGCUGAGAACCUGGUGGUUGAAGUACGAAGAACGGACCACUUGGAAAUGGAUGGCAUCACUGGCCCAGAGGAUAUGCGUGUUCACCAAACAAGAAAGACUUUGGCGAGUGGAAACGAUGGUUUCUACCUGCACUUGCAAGGUUUGCCAUUUUCCAUAUCCAGGGAAGACGUGAGAGUUUUUUUCAAAGGGUUGCUUGUUGAUGACAUCAUUCUCAUGAAAAAUCGGCGUGGCCAGAAUAACGGGAUGGGUAUAGUCAGAUUUGGAACUCUACAUGAUGCUUACGAGGGCCUGAAGCGGGACCGCGAGUACAUUGGAACUCGGUUUAUAGAAAUAAACUCCUGCUCAGAGAAGCAGUGGGUUGAAGCUGGGGGCAGCGUAGGACCUCACACGGGCAACGCUGCUGAGUUUCACAGGGAGUCCCCUCCGUCAUAUGUGGAAAAGAGGUACCCUCAACAACGCACAAGGUCAGUCUCACCAGUUAGGUACAGGUCACGGUCUUCUUCUCCAUCAGAAAAUGAAUACUGUGUUCUGAUGGAAAACCUCUCGUACUCGGUAGACAAGCGAGGCAUAAAAAGUUUCUUCCAUCCAGUGGAACUGAAGGAAGACCAGAUUCUUCAUCUGCAUGACAAAUACGGGAAAAGGACAAGGGCAGCUUUCGUGCUGUUCAGGAGUCUGAAAGACUACUGUGUUGGUUUGACCCGCCACAAAGAAGCCCUUGCCUCCCGAACAAUCUAUGUGUCUCCAAUUUCCAAAGAAAAAAUGGUGGCGAUGCUGGACUCCCCAGAACAGAAGAUGGAGAAGUCUCGUGAAAAGCCCAGCACAUCACUGGACAGGCCCCAACGCUCACAAAGGCCAAAGUAUGAAUCGGAAAGGGUCUGCAUCUAUGUCCGUAACCUACCUUUUGAUGUACGCAAGGUUGAGAUCAUGGAUUUCUUCCAAGGUUAUCGGUUAUCGGAGGACAUGGUUCACCUGCUGCGUGACGAAAAGGGGGCUGGGCUUGGUGAGGCUUUGGUGACAUUUCAUUCGGAGGAGGAGGCACAGAGGGCUGAGUCUCUGCAUGGGCAGAUGUUCCUUGGGUCUGAGGUGAUGUUGAAAUGCAUCUCCAGGAUGCAAAUGCAGGAGUUUGGUGUCACAGAACAUCCAAGGAAGAGUGCAGAGCAUCCACUGAGGAUGAGGAGCCCAGAAGGUUAUUCUACCAGACACAGGGAAGCGUCUAACUUUCCACUUGGUGAAGAAUAUCCAGACAUUGGAAUCCCCAGUGAUGUCCACAUGCCUCUAAGAAACUUGCCUGUUCGCUCUCAUGGGAGUAGCAGUAGGUUCAAUUCACGCAAGGAUGGCCGUGACACGUUUGUUGAUCGAGAGGGUGGGUCUGCGCAAAGAGGGCUUGGUAACCAAUUUGACGGUCCUGCUUGUCUGAAGCUGAUUAAUCUCCCAUUGAAUAUCACCAUUGAUGAGAUCUAUGACUUCUGCUAUGGAUACAGAGUGAUUCCAGGCUCUGUCUCAUUGCAGUACCACAAGAAUGGGACUCCUAAAGGAUGUGCAACUGUAGUCUUUGAAUCACGCCAAGAAGCACAGACGGCUAUUCAGGAGCUAAGUGGAAGACCAAUUGGGACCAAAAAAAUUAAAUUGCUUUUUCUUUGAAUACAAGUGCAUUUGGCUUGGAGGAAGGAGCAGAACCCAUUUUGUGCAUCAUCACUCAGACACCCCAUACGUGCAGUCAGCCUUUGUGAAUAUUACAGAUGCUAGAAGAGCCAGGGUUCGUCUGAAGAUGACCUUUCUAACUGAAAUGUGUAGCUUUGAAGAGCUUGGAGGGCUACUGCAAAGAACAACUUACAAAGCUCGGUAAUAUGUUUGAGUAAGGAAUAAGUGUUCUCUUCCCAGCAAAUCAAUACUAAUUAAACUGCAUUACCCUACUAAUAAUUGAACACAGUCCUAAAGCUUCCACUGCAUACUUUCAGAAGAGAAAUGGAGCGUCCAGUAUACCACAGUGUCUUUCUAUGUAUAGGAUAAUGAGAAUGGCAACAGUUGUCAUUUGAACCAGAAGGUCAGUACACACUUAUGUGUUAGGUAUUUUGCUGCAGGGCCAUUCAUCUUGUAUUACAAAAUUCCUUUUUAAAAGUUCUGUAAAGUCCUAUACUGGUUCAGGACUGCAGAAGAAAGCUGUGCACUGCUUUAAAUCAUGAGCUUACCCACUCAACUCUGAAAUGGUCUUUCUUGGUCCCAGACAAGAGCACGCUGGGUUUUUUGAGUGUUUGUGCUAGUGUUCCCUGGGUUGGCAUGUCCAGGCAUGCUUUUAAUAAUGUUGGUCUUACACUUUUUGGAAAUGACCUGGUUUUUUUAGAAAUUUCAGAAGCUUAAUCUUCUGAAAUCUACUUUUUAAAGUUUCCUGAAGCAGGACAGUGAUCUAGUGUGUAGAUUUGUGCCUUGGAAAUUUGCUUUAAGAUUGACAAAAUUGGACUUGCGGCACUGGGUUGGUGUUGGUACUUUCGGCUAUUUCCUAAUUUUUGAUCAGGUGUUUAGAAAUGUUUGAACAUGUUAAUUUAGUAAAAUGCAGUUAAUGUGUCAUUUUAUUGGGCAGGUAUUUCCUGAACAGACGGGUCGUCAGGUUAAGCUGGAAGGUAGGGAGGGACUCAGCUGUCCUGAUUGAGGUGGGCAGGUUGUUCUGUCAUUGCGGAGCCAGUAGGGAGAAGAGUCGAGGCCCGGAGGCACGAUGACCAGGUUGCUGCAGGGAGGAGGGAGCAGGAUGCCUCAUGGCCGCCAUCUUCUCUGGAAAGGGUGAUAUAACAAUUUAGACUUUCUGAAACCAUUGUGUCACUGCCUUGCAUUAUAAAAAACUAUUUUUACCAUGUUUUGGCUAUUGGAAAUAGACAUAUUAUUGAAUUGAAUGCAUUUGGAUAAUACCCAAAGAUGAUCUCUGAAUGUAAGGGAAAGGAUGUCAUGUCUGACGUCCAUAUUAUUUGUGAGUCCAUAGCCAUGUGUCCCACAAACUCAGACGGCGAUAGGCCCAAGUCCCAUAAUUCUUGAGUUUAUUCUUAUUCUUAUCUUCCGGCAAGAUUUUGUGUUAAGUUUAAAGUUUAGGAGCUGUAUAAUGUGCAGUUGUCACAUUAACUGUAGGACAAUUUGAGAGCAUGUAUAUUAAGCUAUUUGUUUUGACAUAAGGUACUGACUAACAAAUAAGGAAUUAGCUAUUUUUUGCCUACGUUCCUUCCGGGCUUUGUUGGAAUGGUGUUGCCUUUUCCCAUUAUGAUUGUUUUAUGUACUUUGUAUCAGUCUAUUAUACCCGUCACCAUCAGUCUUUUCUUUCCUCAGUAGAGAAAUAUGCUGCUUAAAUAUGGUUUAUGCUGCUGCAGACCCCUCCCCUUUUAUGAGAACACGCCCAGAGCUUGAGUGACAAAGCCUGUGUUCACAUAGCAAGUUUAUAACUGUCAUCAUGAUAUCGUUUAGCCUAAGCCUGAUUGUGGUUGUUAGGUUUUGUCAAGCCAGCAAACAAAGAAACCCUGGGUAUGUUAUGCUUCCUUCAUAUACACCACUGUUCUGUUCAACUGAAAGUUUUGUAAGUCUGUACUACAGCUCUAAGUUUUUUCUUCAAACUCAUAAGGGUAAGCUGUCUGUCAAAUCUGGCAACACUUGCUAAGAGAGGGACUGGAAACUUACAUGGUCUACCAGCAGGUGGUGCUGUUCUAUUUUUUACUGAAAAAAUUAAACCGCAACAUACACCCGGUCACCAUUUCAAGACCUGUGAGCUGUGAAGAACUGUCAGUCUUGCAUUAUGCCAACAUUAUGAACAUUGAGAUGUUUUCCUUUCCUUUUCCUAUGGAGUGAACCCCGUUGAGCUAUUUCAGCAUUUGGUGUCUUGCAGGAAACACAUUUGUCUUACACCAACACUUUGCAUUCAGUAGGCCAGUGUUUGGGCUUAUUUUGUUUUACAAAUUGCAUAUAAUACAUUUUUUUUUUGUUGAUAUUUUUGUUUUCUUUAUAUGUUUACGUGAAUGUGAUCUUUGCAGCCAUGUUUGCUGCAGAAAAAACAUGGCCAAAGUAUUAAAGUUAAGCAUACAUUA